Messenger RNA from Phoenix dactylifera (date palm), 5020 nucleotides. The record is from RefSeq and is a predicted model, not a curated record. Lineage: Eukaryota; Viridiplantae; Streptophyta; Magnoliopsida; Arecales; Arecaceae.
UCCAAGUGGUUCUGGGAUAGGUUUCAAUUCGACUGCAUCGCUUCUGUUUUGGAAUGUGUUCUUCUCAAAGUUCAAAUCCUUUUUGCUGAGAUUCUAUUGGGUUGUGGUCUUAUUGAAGACUAGAUUAUAAAGAGAAGGCUCUUUAGAAAGACCAUUCUGGUAGUGGUUUAUAGGGAUGGCAAGGAAUUGGGAUUGGUAAGAAGACAAAUGGUGCUGUGAUCUUACCUUGUCGUGUGGGAAAUGCGGGUCCUUUUAGACGGACCCGUUUUAGUUUGAAACUGCACAAUUUCAACGGGUUUGUAGUUGUUAUUUGUUUUAUGGACACAUUUGCUGUUCGGUAAAAAGUUUCCAAUCCAAAGCAGAUAGAAUUAUGUCAUAAUAAUGCCCUAUCUAGUCGAUUUUUUAGCUUUAUGUAGCUAUUUGAAGGGAGGUAACCUCAACAAUGUAGAACUAGUUUUUUAAUAAUAGUCAGGAGGCUGGGCCAUGCCAAAUCAAUGAUUUUUUGAAAAAUAGUUUCCUGUAUGAAUAGUGCUCUUCCAAUUUGCUUCAAGACAGAAGUGGACAUAUAUAUCUGGUGCUGUAACAAAUUUGAACUAGAUUUUUAUGCAUGGUUCCAAAAGCGCUGAGUUUUAUCUUUUCUGUUCCUCUGCACUUGUUCUAUUAUGAUGGUGUUUGUCAUAGAAAUUGUUGUUGAUUUGCUAACAGGCAAUUUCAUUUUCAGUUAACUUGUUUUGAUACCAUGCUUUCCUUGCUUUAAAUGCCGUUAACAAGUUUAGAGCAUGUACCAUACUUCGCUUGUUCAUUGCAAUCAUCAUUACUCACUUUGGGUAUUAUGUUGGUUUUACCCUGUUGAUGUAUUUUGAAGGAGAGUCAAGACCAAGCUACAGCUGAAAUAUCACUGCUCUGCUGUCCAUUGAAAGUCCACUUGUACUGCAACCGAAUUUUGCUGAAUGUUGAGUAUAAUGCUGAGCUGAAUGUUACUUUACUGUCAGUGGCGAUAGGUUAUGCUGAUGAGAUGAUGCCUAGAACUUUUUGUGCUUUGAGCUGAUAUGUUAAAAAGUGAUAAACUGAUGCGACUGUGUAGUUGUUUUACACUAUCUUUAAGAUGGGAGGUGAGUUUAUUGAAGAAGCAGACAUGGAUGUCUUGCCUUCUAUGUGGCCUGAUGAUAUUGGGAAUGAAGCCAGGAAGCAGUUCAACAUGGAAAGACCUGGUGUGAAUCGGGAUAUGCUGGAGGAUGUUACGAUCAAGGACGACCCUUCUGUUGUGGAUUUCAAACGCCUCUUAGAACUAACCAGUUACAGUGAGAAGGGUUCUUCUCAGCUGGCAUACCUUGUAAAACACUGGGAGUAUAAGCACAAUAAUGCUGUUCGGCUUCUCAAUGAAGAGAUCAACAUCCUCAGCAAACAAAGGCAGGAAGUUGAACUCAAGAAACUAGAGAUCCUAGAGGAGCAUCGUUUUGAGGAAGAUAGUUAUGCUGGUUCCAAACGUUCAGUUUCUAUUUUGGAGGACGCUUGUGACAUAUGGGGAAGAGUUCCAAGGAGGAGAAAUGACAUUCUUGCUUAUAGUAGAAAACUUGCCAUAGAUGCCGACUAUGAUACUGUCAUGUACUGGAAGCAGCGGGCUAUGCAAUUAGAUAAAAUGCUGGAGGAAAGUAUUGAAAGGGAGCACAUACUCACGCAAAAGUUGGAGGAGAACAUUAAGGACCUUGAAACACAGCCGUCACCAGUUGAGGAAUUGUCUCAGAUCUUAAAAAGAGCUGAUAAUUUUCUACACUUUAUUCUUCAGACUGCUCCUAUUGUUAUUGGUCAUCAGGACAAAGAGUUGCGGUAUCGAUUCAUCUAUAAUCACUUUCCACGGCUCGAAGAGGAGGACAUUAUAGGUAAAACUGAUGAGGAAAUAUUCUGUGGUGCUGGUGUAAAAGAGAUUCAGGAUUUCAAGAGAGAAGUCUUGGAGCGAGGUUCACCUGCAAAGAGGGAAUUCACAUUUGAUACCCCGCUAUUUGGAUCAAAGACUUUUAUGAUAUAUGUAGAACCAGUAUUUAGCAAGGCAGGAGACAGAAUUGGUGUGAAUUAUAUGGGAAUGGAUGUUACUGAUCAGGUGGCAAAAAGGGAGAAAAUGGCUAAGCUAAGGGAGGAGAUUGCUGUCCAAAAGGCCAAAGAGACAGAACUUAAUAGAACGAUUCACAUAACAGAGGAAACAAUGCGGGCAAAGCAAAUGCUAGCAACUAUGUCUCACGAGAUUAGGUCUCCUCUUACUGGGGUUGUGAGUAUGGCUGAGAUUCUGGCGACCACCAAAUUGGAUAGAGAACAAAGUCAGUUGCUGGAUGUGAUGCUAUCCUCUGGAGAUAUGGUUCUCCAACUUAUAAAUGAUAUACUUGACCUUGCCAAGUUUGAAUCAGGAGCUAUGAAGUUGGAGGCUACAAAAUUUAGACCAAGAGAGGUAGUUAGACAUGUCCUCCAGACUGCAGCUGCAUCUUUGAAGAAGGAAUUGACAUUGGAAGGACAUGUGGCUGAUGAUGUUCCUGUCGAGGUUAUUGGUGAUGUUUUAAGAAUUCGGCAAAUUCUGACCAACUUGAUUAGCAAUGCAAUCAAGUUUACACAUGAAGGGAAAAUUGGGAUAAACCUUCAUGCGGUUUCUGAGCAACACCCUGGAUGUCAAGAACAACACCAUCAAGGUCUAACACCUGUUUUACCAUCAACAAGACUAGCAAAGAAGAAUUCUUCAGAAACUCAAAGUUAUAUUGAUAGAGAAACUUCACAUUGUUCAACUUGUCAAGAACGUCCUGACCAAAACAGUAAUGGGAAGCAUCAUUUGACUAAUGAAGAUACUGAGAAGCAUAAUCAGAAGUAUGAAAAAAUUGUGUGGCUCCGCUGUGAUGUAUAUGACACUGGAAUUGGAAUACCAGAUAAGGCAUUACCUUCAUUGUUCAAAAAGUAUAUGCAAGCAAGUGCAGAUCAUGCUCGAAAGUAUGGAGGAACAGGGCUUGGUCUUGCAAUCUGCAAACAAUUGGUGGAGCUGAUGGGUGGAAAUCUUACUGUGACCAGCAAAGAGCAUUGUGGAUCGACAUUUACCUUUGUGUUGCCUUAUAAGGUUCCUUUAAAGAGGGAAUGUCCCGAUGAUCGUGAUGAAGAUGCAGCAAUUUCUGAUAGUGAUGUUACAACUGAUUAUAGUAUUGAUGAAAAAAAUGGGUCAUUUAUCUUUAAGCCUCGGACAUGGGGUACUCUAUUCUCAUCUGAUGAAUCCACGGUUUGCAAGACAAAACUUUCUGGCAGUAGCAUGCUUGAUACCUUAGAUAGUUCAAAUGGUCUGUCAGAGUCUGUCUCAUUCUCCUCUAGUGAUUGCACAUCAAGGACUUCCGUUGAUGGGGUCUCUCCAAUUUCUGAUGCAACAAAGACAUUAACUGAACUUAAAGGCCCUGUACAGCAAAGCCUAGGGCAUAAUGGUAAUGAUUUUAGGAGGAUAAACAGAAGGGAUGAAGGAUGUCAAGAUUCUAGAAAUGGCUUUGUAAUGCAUAAAUUUAACAGUUCUAUUAUGGAUUCCAGCAGAACCCAUUGGAUUUCAGGUUUGCAGCAAGGCAAAAUGGCAUCCUCAAAGGGAGUUAAUAUGGCUGAAAGUGGCAAGUGUGUACCAACUUGUCAAAGCCCGAGGCAUGAGAAAGAAGAUAAUAAAUCUAAGUGCACGUCAGAUAGAAGUUCAUUCAAAAUUCUUCUUGCAGAAGAUAACAAGAUCAAUAUAAUGGUGGCACAAUCAAUGAUGAAGCAGUUGGGUCAUAGAAUAGAUGUUGUGAAUAAUGGAUUAGAAGCUAUUCGGGCAAUUCAGCAUUCUCGUUAUGAUCUUAUUUUGAUGGAUAUUUGCAUGCCAGUAAUGGAUGGAAUGCAAGCCACCAGAUUAAUUCGAUCUUUUGAAGAACAUGGUUACUGGGAUGCUUCUGUAUCCAAUGGAGAUGAUCAUGCUAUGGCCUGCCCAGAUUCACUAUCGCAUGGACCAGAUGCAGGACGGUGCAGAAAAAGGAUUCCUAUCAUUGCGAUGACGGCAAAUGCACUAGCUGAGAGCGCUGCCGACUGCCUUGCCAAUGGUAUGGAUUCAUUUGUAUCCAAGCCUGUGACCUUUCAGAACUUGAAACAAUGUCUCCAGCAGUACUUGCCGUGUUAAAUAUUGUAAAGUGGUUCUUGUAAAAUAGAAAAAAAAGAAUGUAAUGAAGAAAAAUUUUGUAAUUAAUAUAUCGUCUUUAAAUUGUCUCAAUGUAUCCUAGCCUUAAAGAUCCUAAAUUAACGACUUUAGAGUUCUAACACGGAUGUCCCGUACUUGUACGGGCGAGGACAAAAUGACCAAAAAUGACUCAUGAAGCUGAGGCAAGAAAAAAGGACUUUAUAAUUCAUAUUAAUGUUUCAAAAGAGAUUUUUAUCUAUCUUUUUAAUUAUUUUGUUAUUAGUUAAUGAUGCCUACCCCUUUAAGUGCGAUUAAAUUCCUAAAGGAUAUUGAAUGUCCUGUUUAAACUCAAACAAGUAUGUGUUAAUAUUACUCCAGUUCAAAGAUCUGCACAUGUAUGGAAGACUAAAUGAUGUGAAUCCUUGCUCCUUGAGUUUUCCAUCUUGUGUCAUUUAUGAAAUAAAGCUUUCAGGAGAAGAGUAAUCAGAUUUUUAUCUGCAACGUUGUUUGAUCAUCAUUUUGGUCCAGGAAGAACAGUAAGAGAGUUCAACAGGAACUAGUUUUUUCUCUUCAUUAUUCUUUUCAGUAUGUUCCUGUUGUUUCACUUAAGCACCUGAAUUAGACGUAUCAACAAAUGUGAUUUCUUAAGUUUUCCUUUUGCUCCACGUGCAUAUGAGUAUACUAUUUCUUAUUCUUGCUCCGGUGUUUAGAAUUGGCAGCAAGCAGGUAUGAGAAUCUAGGCUUUAAUGGAGCUUAACCCUGACAAGCGAAGGAAUCCUUUUUACCUAUGCCUAUCAAUUCAUAGUAUCGAACAUUUUAGCAUAUGAAGAGUACAGAUACCACUUGAGAUUGGCAGUCAAUUAUAUUCCU